AUGCGGGCAGGCGUGGGCAUCCUCCUCACGGGGAAGGUGACAGAAGAGGGAGAAAAGCCUGACUCAUGUGGUGGCUCUAGGGACUCCUGGGAAGCUGAACUCGUGAUGCGCCCGCUGCGCUGCGGCGAAGAACCCCAUUCUAACCCGGGCCCGCUCCAGGCACAUGGCCCGGCAGCCCCCCCCCGCCCCUCCCCCCGGCACUGCAGAGGGCGCCCCUCCCCCCUCCCAGGGGCGCGUGCACGCGCUCACACGCCCCAAGCGCGAAGGGAGCGAGGACACACCUCGCCCGCUCGCGCCCGCGCCCCCCUCUCACUUCGUGCCCCCCCCCACCCCAUACUGGCAGCAUCACGCUGUCCGACCCGGAUUCGCUCCCCGAUCUCGAAGUCCCCGCCCCCGACUCACCCGAACUCGGCGGCGGCGAGUCCCCGAGUCCCCCGAACGCCGCCUCUCCACCAUCCCCCUCCCUCGCCCGGCCCCGCCCCUUCUCCCCGCCAGGCGAGGCUUUAUGUCUGCGGCGCCAGAGCGCCUGCGCAGACGCCAUCUUCCCCAGCUCCCUCCCCCGGCCGCCGCUGCCUCCUCCUCCUCCUCUUCUUACCGCCGGACCGCUCCUCCUCCUCCUGCGCCCGGGUCGGGAGCCCGUCCCUCCUCUUCCAAUGCCGUGAGAGACAGUGGGGGAGACGGCGUAGCCGGGGCAGCCGGAGGAGAGCACUAGUAACAACCCCCCCCCCCCAGCCGCCCCCUCCCCAACCCCCGGGCGCACCCGACACCCUCCCCCUAUCCCGCUCCCUUUCCCCCUCCCCCAGCCGCCCCCACCUCCCGCUUCAUUCAGCGGCGCCCGUCCGUCCGUCUGUCCGUCCGUCCGUGGAUAGCCCCGGCCCCCGUGAAGCCGUCGCCGCGGAGAAGAGCCUCACGCCCCCUGGCUGCUGCCCCGGCUCCGGGAGGAGGACCGAGGACCGUGAGCCGCCGGGCUGCGCCUGCAGCCCUCCGCCGGCCCGGAGGGAGGAAGAUGUUGGGGCUUCCGCGGCUGCCAGUGAUGGAGCGGUCCCUGGGCUCCCACCGCCGCCGCCGCCGCUGCCCCCCGCCCCCGCCCGCCCGGCCGCCGCUGUUCCUGCCGCCGCCGCCGCCGCCCCCCGGCUGGGUGCGAGGAUCUCUGCCUGCCUCCUUCCUCUACCUCCCCCCCACCCCCUCCUCCCCUAGUGAAGCGGACUGUAUAAAAGGGGGUGGAGAGGACCAGAAGGAAAAGUGAAUGGCCGAGGACCGAUAGUGUCCCCCCUUGCCCCCACUCUUGCCUUGCCCACCCUCCUUCAUCCUCCCUGGCUGAGCGCUCCAG
This is a messenger RNA of Dromiciops gliroides (monito del monte), 1330 nucleotides long. RefSeq names its product basic proline-rich protein-like. The transcript is spliced from 3 exons. Bases 1 to 1197 code for a protein of 398 amino acids. The record is from RefSeq and is a predicted model, not a curated record. NCBI's taxonomy places the organism in Eukaryota, Metazoa, Chordata, Mammalia, Microbiotheria, Microbiotheriidae.